GGCUGCGCCUGUCAGCGGGGCGGCGGGAUGGCGGCGCUGUACGCUUGCACCAAGUGCCACCAGCGCUUCCCCUUCGAGGCGCUGAGCCAGGGCCAGCAGCUCUGCAAGGAGUGUCGGAUUGCACAUCCCAUCGUCAAAUGCACCUACUGCAGGACUGAAUUCCAGCAGGAAAGCAAAACCAACACAAUAUGCAAGAAGUGUGCUCAGAAUGUGAAGCUCUAUGGCACACCAAAACCUUGCCAGUACUGCAACAUCAUAGCAGCAUUUAUUGGAAACAAGUGCCAACGGUGCACAAACUCUGAGAAGAAGUAUGGACCUCCCCACUCCUGUGAGCAGUGCAAGCAGCAGUGUGCCUUUGACCGCAAGGAUGACAGAAAGAAGGUGGAUGGAAAGCUGCUCUGUUGGUUAUGCACACUGUCCUAUAAACGAGUCCUCCAGAAGACCAAAGAGCAGUGCAAACACCUGAGCAGCUCCUCCAGGGCAAGCCUGCAAGAGAAGGAACAGUACAGUAGGCUCAGCAGUGGCAGCCACUACAACAGCCAGAAAACCUUAUCCACCUCUUCUCUUCAGAAUGAAAUCCCAAAGAAGAAAGCCAAGUUUGAUGCCAUAUCUGCCAAUGGGGACAGCGUUCCUUCCUCUCCCAGGAUGCUCUGUCCCCCUACCCAGAGUGCCCUGUCCGCGUUGGCGCAGCGGGCUGCUUCCCAGCAGAGUCUCGGUGCCCACCAGUGUCCUGUUUCUCAAGGCACUGACAUCUUGAAUUUUUCUCCAGACCUCGCCUUGGACUCUCCUGGCACUGACCACUUUGUUAUCAUUGCCCAGCUGAAGGAGGAGGUGGCUACUUUAAAAAAGAUGCUGCACCAGAAAGAUCAGAUGAUUUUGGAAAAGGAGAAGAAGAUCACAGAGCUGAAAGCCGACCUGCAGUACCAGGAGUCGCAGAUGAGGGCAAAGAUGAACCAGAUGGAGAAGACACACAAGGAGGUCAUGGAGCAGUUACAGGCCAAGAACAGAGAACUCCUGAAGCAAGCAGCUGCCCUAUCCAAGGGCAAAAAGCCUGAGAAGUCGGGAGCAAUAACCUCCCCUUAAAACCCACCCCCCAGCCCGGGAGCUGUUCCCAGCCGUUGUCCCUGUCCCACCGUGCGCUGCCUGGAGCGUGUCUGCUUCCCACCUCUGCCUCACGCUGACCCACGGGGAGAGGUCCCAGCCAGCCCAAACCCUCCCCUGGAGUACCAUCUCCUGGAAGAAGUCUUUUUCUUAAGCAGUUCCUACCACUGCCAGCCCUUCCUGUGAGCAGCCAGGCCUCCUUGCUUGCUUGCCAGCUCCUCUGCUGUGAGGCAGCAGCCGUGGCCAGUUGGUAUAAGACAAGAGCCGUGGGCGGUGGGAACUUGGUUUGUCUUCAACUCUUCCCUCUUCAAAAGGAAGCUGAGAAAUCACCAGCCCAACAGAUUUUCCUGGAAGGUUGUGCCACUGCUGAGAAGGGUUGGUCCAGCAUUUUUGAAGAUGCUUCCCAAAUGGGGGCUAUGUAUUUAUCUUGGGAGGUGUUUUUGUUGUUGUUGGUUUGGUUUGGGGCUUUGUUUCUUCUUUUCUAUGUCCACUUGGCAAACUGAACCGUGCCUGGGUUUGUGUUUCCUUGUUUUGUUGUGGUAGCUUUUGAGUUGGGAGCCAGAGUGGAAUGAUACAGACCCAAACCCACCCCAUAUCCCCCUCCCUGGUGCCCUGGUUACUUGGUGACCUUUGGGGCUUUGAUGACUUCUGCAGCUUGGCUGUGGUCAAGCUUCUCUUGCUCCAUUUCUUUACACAAGAAGAGUUCCAGGCUUGGAUAUCCCCUUGGUCCCUAGAUCAAGCUCACCCUCUUCUCCCCCUUUCCCUGCCCCAUCUCUCCCUUCCAGAUGCACAGCUUGGGGCCAGGUUGGCUCCAGGAAAGCGCUUACUCAGGCAGCAACACAAGCCAGGGAGUAUUUCUUGGGGCUCUCCAGGGACAUUUCUCACUGCUGAUUAAAAAAACAGCAGAACAAAAGGGCUACAAAAGUUCCCUGGAACAGGGACUUGCUUCUCCCAGACAGCCCAGGGCCCACAGCCACUGCAGCAGGGCUGCCUGGGCUGGGCUGGGCUCCCUGAGCUCUGCCUCUUGCAGCAAAGACAGGGGAAUAAAAGCACUUAAGGGCCAGCAGAGCCCACCUGUGGGCUGGCAGGACACCCCCAGCAGCCCCACAACCAGCCCUGCUCAGGGAGGGGGGAGAAACAUCUCAGGGUUUGGAGCCCUCAGGGCAGAGCAGGAGGGGAUGGGACCUUAGUGUGGUAGAGGAGAGCUUGUCCUUUGUGAGGCAGGGCCAGCUGCUCUGCCAGGGGGGUUGUUAAGAUUUUUAGCUAGAGGUUGGGAUUAUUCUUCAUCUUGGUGUUUUGUUUUGUGUUACUAUAAAGGCACUUUUUUUUUGGGGAGGAUGGUGACUUCUGGCAUGGAAGGAGCAGCGUGCAGCAGCACCAGCCCACUCUGCAGCACCAGCCCACUCUGCCCUGGGGCAUUUCCACUCUCUUCUGGUUUUUAAGAGACUUCUGAUGUGAAAAAAAAAAACCUUGUUAGAGUUUGGCAGGGUUUGCCAGCAGGAAAACACUCACCUGGUUUUAUACUUCACACCUUUCUAGAGAAUGAGGUGCAUUUGGCAGGGCUGUUUCUUUUUUAAACGGGGAUGGGGGGGAGGGAGGGUGUUUGCUUUUUCAUAUCCCUCAAGACACAGCAAGCCCUGGAUGUACCAUUAAGGGUUGUUUGGGGUGGGUUUUUUUUAGCUGUGGUAAAGGAUCACGCCGUGGAGUAGCUGAGAUUGGUAGUGACCACAUCGUUCCUUUGUAUGUUUGUAAUAAUGGAGAUUUUACAUGGGACACUCUGAUUUGUACAAAAAAACAACCAACCCAACUCUUGACAACUGUAAAAGUGGUUUUGAAAAGCC
Molecule: messenger RNA, 2942 nt
Organism: Colius striatus (speckled mousebird)
Lineage: Eukaryota; Metazoa; Chordata; Aves; Coliiformes; Coliidae
Gene: FAM76A
Product: family with sequence similarity 76 member A
Exons: 10
Coding region: 28-1083 (351 amino acids)
Source: RefSeq, a predicted model, not a curated record